This is a messenger RNA of Megalobrama amblycephala (Wuchang bream), 3256 nucleotides long. RefSeq names its product nuclear receptor subfamily 2, group F, member 1a (gene nr2f1a). The transcript is spliced from 3 exons. The record is from RefSeq and is a predicted model, not a curated record. Gene Ontology annotation, biological process: cell differentiation; positive regulation of transcription by RNA polymerase II; negative regulation of transcription by RNA polymerase II. Gene Ontology annotation, molecular function: nuclear receptor activity; RNA polymerase II cis-regulatory region sequence-specific DNA binding; zinc ion binding. The coding region runs from base 1077 to 2309 and encodes 410 amino acids. NCBI's taxonomy places the organism in Eukaryota, Metazoa, Chordata, Actinopteri, Cypriniformes, Xenocyprididae.
CAUUGCUUUCAUCCCGUUUUUCGCCGCUUCUUUCUGGGGUUUCUUCCUCUUUUUGUGACAAUAGACGGUCCAUUCUAAUCGGGUUUCAAAGUAAAUAGCAGCGCAGGGGCGAGCGCAAUGUAAAUUGUGCUUGUCAGAGCCCUCAGUCGUAGGUAGCGAGGAGCGAGGACUCUAACCAAUGGAGUGAAGGAGGCUUGGCUAACCUUAGCCUCCCAUUUUCUCUCUCCCCCCCGAUGCAGGGUUCUGACCAGUCAGUCGCCUUUGAUUAUCAGUUGCCAGCAGCCCCUCUCUUGGCUCCUUGACACGAGCACCAUAUAAGGCGCAGCGAUCUCCAUAGAAACGUGUCAGUUUCAAUAGUAGUGUCAAAGUUCACUAUAUACAGACAUUCGCGCAGAUCUCCGUUUCGGAAACAUUGCUCCGCUGGUACUCCCGUUAAAACGCAUUCUUUUUUGAGUCUCUGCUUCUUACAUAUUCCAUUAGUUGUUUUUUUUUUCUUUUUAUCCUUGCUCUGUUCCUACUGGAGAGGUGAAACUACAUAGGCACUCGGGCGACGUUGUUUUUUUUUUUUCUUUCGCCGGACCAGAUGAGCUUUAUUCAUGAACAUAGAUAGAGAAAUCCGUUCUUCAGUGUUUCCUCCUCUUCAACCGCGAAGACGGAGAGAGGAGCAAGGAAGAAAAAAGAGGGGAAUUUAUUUUGCACAGCACUUUGGAUCUCCGGUCCACCAGAAAGCUACUAUUUUUGCUUCAACGUGAAGAAUUUUUAUUGCGGUAUUUUUUAAGAAAACUGAUUUUUUUAUUACGUCUGGGAUCGCUUUCUCUAUUCACGAUUGGGUUCCCGAAUGGCUGACUGCAAUUUACCUUGGAACUGGCCUCCCGACAAUUGCAUAUCCUGAUCGGGUGCCUUUCUAUCGACUGCGGUAUUUUGAAUGUAUUGAUCAUUUUCUGCUUCUACUUUUUUCCUUAUGAGAUUGAGUGCUCCGAUUUGAAUUCGCGCUGCCGUUCGUCCAAGACUUCCCUUUUCCCUGCUCCGAUAUCCGAGCGACCAGUUCGCUUGAAAGCACUUUUCGGGCCCGAGAUAUGGCAAUGGUAGUUAGCGUCUGGCGAGAUCCGCAGGAAGACGUGGCCGGAGGACCUCCGAGCGGCCCCAAUCCAGCAGCUCAGCCGGCGAGGGAGCAACAGCAGGCGGCGUCAGCGGCACCACACACUCCGCAGACACCCAGUCAGCCAGGACCCCCGUCCACACCAGGGACGGCUGGCGACAAGGGCAGCCAGAAUUCUGGACAGAGUCAACAGCAUAUAGAAUGUGUUGUUUGCGGGGACAAAUCGAGCGGCAAGCACUAUGGUCAAUUCACCUGCGAAGGAUGCAAAAGUUUCUUCAAGAGGAGUGUCCGAAGGAACUUAACAUAUACAUGUCGUGCCAACAGGAACUGUCCUAUUGACCAGCACCAUCGUAAUCAGUGCCAAUAUUGUCGGCUGAAGAAGUGUUUAAAAGUGGGCAUGCGGCGGGAAGUUCAGCGAGGAAGAAUGCCUCCAACCCAACCGAACCCGGGCCAGUACGCGCUAACGAAUGGGGAUCCUCUGAAUGGUCAUUGCUAUCUCUCCGGAUACAUCUCGUUACUACUUCGGGCCGAGCCUUAUCCUACGUCUCGCUAUGGCAGCCAGUGCAUGCAGCCCAAUAAUAUUAUGGGGAUCGAGAACAUCUGUGAGCUUGCGGCUCGUCUGCUCUUCAGUGCUGUGGAAUGGGCGAGGAACAUCCCUUUCUUUCCCGACCUGCAGAUCACCGACCAGGUGUCUCUACUCAGACUGACAUGGAGCGAGUUAUUUGUGCUAAACGCGGCUCAGUGCUCCAUGCCCCUACAUGUGGCCCCACUGCUUGCCGCUGCUGGCCUGCACGCCUCGCCUAUGUCGGCGGACCGCGUCGUAGCCUUCAUGGAUCACAUUCGUAUCUUCCAGGAACAGGUCGAGAAGCUCAAAGCACUGCACGUCGAUUCUGCAGAAUACAGCUGCAUUAAGGCAAUAGUGCUCUUCACAUCAGACGCUUGCGGCCUGUCAGAUGCUGCACACAUCGAGAGCCUGCAAGAGAAGUCUCAGUGCGCCCUGGAGGAGUACGUGAGGAGCCAGUACCCGAACCAGCCCAGUCGCUUUGGCAAGCUUUUACUGCGACUGCCUUCUCUCCGCACUGUCUCUUCGUCAGUAAUUGAACAGCUGUUCUUCGUUCGCUUGGUAGGUAAAACUCCCAUUGAAACCCUCAUCAGGGAUAUGUUAUUAUCCGGGAGCAGCUUCAACUGGCCCUACAUGUCCAUUCAAUGAUCCGAAUGAGCGAGUGAAACAAAAAGACUAAAGGACCAAAAUUCUGCAAGCCCUUUCAAGAAGACUAUAUAUAUAGGACCUAAUUUCUGACCACUUAGGAAGACACUCUUUUUUGUCUUCUGGGACCGAAAUGGAAUAUGUAAUGUACAAAGAUUAAAGAACUGGACGUACUCCCGUGCAAAUCCAUCGUCGUCAUCAAGAACACUCUCCAUUUUGUAAAAUACUAGUCUUUAUUUUCUUUUCUUUUUUUUUCUUCUUUUUUUUUUUUCUUUUGUAAAGAACAAAAUACGUACAAAUAAAAUGAAGAACAUCAUAUGCGCAGUAAAUGAGCAAGACUUAGCGGGAAAGAAAUUUCCAAGCAAUUAUAAGAAAUGUCCUGUGUCUAUGUAUCUCUGUUUUGUAUUUUUUCUGGUUCUAAACCAGUUUUUUCUGUGAUUCUAUACUAAUGAUUUUGAUAUAACCUUUUGCUUCUUAUAAUGAGUGCGAUAUAUGUUGUUGAAGAUAUGUUCUCCAAGAAUUAAAAUUGAAGUGAGAAUUUAAAAAUAAAGAAAAACAUUAGACAAAUAAGACACAGUCUAAUCGCAAUGACAAUUUCACUGAUGGUUGAGCCUUCCCCCACUUGAUGCUAUGGACAUGCAACUUCGGCAAAUCUGACCUCAUGGACAUUUUAAAGGAGAGGACACCGGUGAAACUUUUUCUUGGUCGUAUGUGUGUGCGAGUGUGUGUGUUGAGUCAAUCAUCAGUCAGAGAUAAAAGACAUGAAAAGUCAAAAGCACUUUUAAUAUAUCAUUUUCAAAUACAUUUUGUUUGUUUCGUCUUGAUAUUUCCGCUAUUUCUUUUUUAUUGGAUGUUGCCUUUCAUUUUUGCUCAAUCCAUGAUAUGCCUGUGCAGAAGGGUCGCGUGAAGUUGUGUGAUGGUGACUAUACUAUUAAAAAGGAAAUAGGCAA